AUGGCAACAAAAAUAUUGAGAACUAAAAACGUACAUAGUUUAUUCUACAAAUCGUUUUCGGGGUGUUUAUCACAAAAGACCACAUUAACUCAAUUUGUAAAAUUCCAAAAUGAUUUAAAUUUAAAUGUAAAUAGUAGUUUUAAAAGAUUUAGUCUAAGUGCAGUGAUAUCGGGUACAGCUGGACAUGCAGAAACCACAAGUACUACACAGGGUCUAUCGAAAUUACAAGCUCAGGAACUUAUUUUAAGAUUAAAUGGGGAAGAAAGAAACAUUCUGAUGUCAGCUCUACAUGAGUAUCAAUCGAAACAAAUCAAAGAUGAAUACGAAGGUCAACUAGCGGCAUCUAGAUGGAGGAGCAAGUUUGGUAGGCCUAGCAAACUUCCUAGAUUAGGAGAUGUUGAUCCAACAGGAUCGUUUUGUACUUUUCCAGAAGACUGGCUGUCUAAGAAAAUGGCGGCUGCUGUACCAAGACCGACAACUAGGAAUUUGGUUGACAUUGGCAUCGCUAAUUCCAUCCCAUUCAUAGGAUUUGGAUUUCUGGACAAUUUCUUCAUGUUAGUUUUCGGAGACUACAUCGAUUUGUACUUGGGAUCGUACUUUUGUUUGACCACAAUGGGGGCCGCAGCUUUAGGUAACACGCUAUCCGAUAUUAUGGGUAUCGGUUCAGCUUUUUACGUGGAAAGAUUGGCUAACAGAAUUGGAUUCAGACCACCCACACUUUCACCUAUUCAAUUAGAUAUGAAUUGCUGUAGGAAUUCCGCCAAUACUGGUAGAGUAUUAGGUGUAACGUUGGGUUGCAUACUCGGUAUGUGCCCGUUAUUCUUCAAGAAGAACAACAAAGAAAAGGAGCAGCAGAAGAAAAAUGAGGUUUUAGAAGAAUGA
This is a messenger RNA of Psylliodes chrysocephalus, 882 nucleotides long. Lineage: Eukaryota; Metazoa; Arthropoda; Insecta; Coleoptera; Chrysomelidae. The record is from the annotation of a GenBank genome assembly.